AGAGUAUCGAGCCCUUAUAUAUAAGAAUUUGGAAAGGGUAGAGCGGCCAUUUAACCUAAAAGCCAUAAAAAGAAAAGCGGAGGAAGCGUCAAAAGGGUAAUAGAAAUAAGGGGAAGGUUAUGCUGAUCCCUCAUCCUUCUUUGAAGAGAAGAAGGUUCACCAACUACUACUUCGAUCCAAUGGAAGCCCAGGCUAAGCUAGCCGCUGCCAAAGAAAAGUUUGGACGGGAAAUCCGUGUGUUUGAAACAUCUCCACCAUCUUCUUCUCGAACUGAAGAGUCCAAUAAAGAGGAGACUGAUGACUUCUAUGAGUUCACUGCCGAGGAUUAUUACCGACUAUUGGCAACCAAGAAAGAAGAUAAGUUUUUGAAGACACGGAAAAUCAGAGAGGCAGAAGAGGCAGCACGCAGGUCAAAGAUAACAAAGGUUACAAUCAGGUUCCGGUUUCCUGAUAAUCACACAUUGGAGGCCAUAUUCCAUCCAUCAGAAACAAUUCAGAGGUUGGUUGAUCUUCUUCAGAAAGUGAUAACUCGGCCAGAUUUACCAUUCUAUAUAUAUACUACCCCUCCUAAAAAGCAGGUAAAAGACAUGUCACAGGAUUUUUUCUCUGCAGGCUUUGUUCCUGGAGCCAUCUUGUAUUUUUCAUAUGAUAUACCAAAAGGUGAUGAUACUGUGGAAGUCAGCUCAGGUCCCUUCCUCCAGGAAGAGAUAAUGUCUCUGAAAGGUUUGGAAUCCAUUGUGGAGCAUCAAGAGCCUGUUCAGUCUGUCCCAGAAUCGGUAACAACACAGGCACCAACCCCUGUUGUCGAAGAGCGGAAGCCUACAGAAAAGAAACCAGCCAAGCCAAAGUGGCUGAAAUUGUGACACCGCGAACUGCACAUAUGAACUUGUGAUAUUAUUCUCUAUCCUUAUCAAGCAAGAGGUCAUUGUUACUAGAUUGGAGGCAGAAGAUGGAUUUGUAGGAGGUGGCUUAAAUUAUUAAAAGCAAUUCCAUGUAUCUAAGUUGUAGUGAGAAGUACCGUUUUGCAUAAUUUGUUUAAAAGAAUGGCGGCCCUUCCGGCCAACUUAUCAAUGCAUUAUACAUAACCUUCUCUGUUUGCAUUAACAAUGGCUCAGCUAAUAAACCAUUUCCUUCCUCAUUGUUUUGGGCAGGAUGAUUAUUUGAUAA
Ziziphus jujuba (common jujube) is the source of this 1167-nucleotide messenger RNA. Its product is annotated as plant UBX domain-containing protein 1. The record is from RefSeq and is a predicted model, not a curated record. The coding region runs from base 120 to 863 and encodes 247 amino acids. Gene Ontology annotation, molecular function: ATPase binding. Gene Ontology annotation, biological process: protein-containing complex disassembly. Lineage: Eukaryota; Viridiplantae; Streptophyta; Magnoliopsida; Rosales; Rhamnaceae. The transcript has 7 exons.